AUGAUCAGUGUAACUCCGGCUACAUCCCUUUCCAAUGGGACAUGUAUCGACGGUUGGGGCGCUGGCAAUUUUCUCGGGAUCUGCUCCGCGGCCUGUUCUUGGGGUUACUGUCCGAUCACUGCAUGUGUUUGUUCCAAACUCGGUCCGCCACCGACUGUACCGGAAGAGACCGGAGUCGAUGGCUAUCCGAUCUCUGGCGAAGAUGCAAGCUACAGCGGACUGUGCUCAUUUGACUGCAACCAUGGCUACUGUCCGAGCACUGCGUGCGGUACUGUCGAAGUAACUCUUACGUUUCCCACUGUAUCCGACUUCUCUGCCAUAGCAUGCGCGGCUGGUGAGGGUACUGGCGACUUCGUAAAUCUUUGUGCCUUUGGAUGCGCACAUGGCUAUUGUCCCAUUCAUGCUUGCAACUGCACCGCGACUGGGGCGCUCGACCUUUUCUCUGUGGUCAACAGCAGCGCCACAGCCCGUCUGGUCUCUGGCGAUGACGAUUAUGGCCUGUGCGAAUUUGCCUGCGGGCGUGACAGGUGCUAUGACCAGUGCGAGCUUGGAGACUCCUACUCAGAGAGUGACGAGCUCUCCUGUACGGACUAUGACACACGGUCCUGGUGUGAAGUGACGUCGCCGUGCGAUUAUAACCUGACCAUAUCCACUAUGAAAGACCUGGACGUCGAGAGCGCUUACAUGCAGGAGAGUGCAUUCCCUAUCACAUUUGACAGUAUCAUGGCCGACAAUAAUUACAACAAGACCUUCAAGUAUUACAAGGAAUACGUCGAGAACAAGAUUAUCUCCACCCUCGCUAGUGUCAUGGAAUGGGCACCUGCCGGACCGGGCCUCUCUUACUUUGACUGUGUCAUCAUAGGAAGGGCAAGAACGAAAUUUGAAGAAAUGCUGCUGGAGGACUACGGCAUCCAGCCGGACUGGUUCAAGUACGGUGUCGAGAAGGAUUCCUACCUCUGUGAUGGAGAAAGCAUCCUAGCCCCUUCGUGCCAUGAUUCUGUCGUCACAUACUACAACAUACCCCAGAAGGCCGACUACGUCAAUAUCACCGGCCCUCGGGUUGUGGUCGAGAAAGCCCUACCUAAUCUCGACAACCUGCAGGCCAACCUCCUCGCGGUACAGCUGCAGAUCUUGCUGGGGUCUUUGCCCGGGCUCACGGACGACAUCUCAGUUCCCAUGCAAGAAGUUGUGCCAAUCGGGAAGGCAGAAGAAGCCUGGAAGAAAAAGGAAAUGAUUGAGGAUAUCAUCAGCGCUAUCUUCCUGGUGAUUCCUUUUAUUGCUGCGACAGUCGUUGGAGACACCGCUAUCGUGGCUGAUAAUAUCUAUGAGAUUGUGGAGGACCCUGAUAUUCGUCGCUCCGCAGAGGAAUACGGGACUAUGGCAGCAGCUCGGCGAGAUAUACCGGAUGAGACUAUUGAGUCUCUCGGGCCUGUUUUCAAGGAGAAGAAUACUCAGGUGGAGAAUUUAGUCAAGGACUGUGCUGCUGCUUAG
Aspergillus welwitschiae is the source of this 1491-nucleotide messenger RNA. RefSeq lists its product as uncharacterized. NCBI's taxonomy places the organism in Eukaryota, Fungi, Ascomycota, Eurotiomycetes, Eurotiales, Aspergillaceae. The record is from RefSeq and is a predicted model, not a curated record. The coding region runs from base 1 to 1491 and encodes 496 amino acids. The transcript has 6 exons.